This is a messenger RNA of Fulvia fulva, 738 nucleotides long. RefSeq lists its product as uncharacterized. Bases 1 to 738 code for a protein of 245 amino acids. Lineage: Eukaryota; Fungi; Ascomycota; Dothideomycetes; Mycosphaerellales; Mycosphaerellaceae. The transcript has a single exon. The record is from RefSeq and is a predicted model, not a curated record.
AUGACCUCCAAACAAGUUCGAGAAGCACUAAAACUCUUCAAGCAAAGCGUUAGUGAGCCACGCUACUGCUCAGAGCUCAUCUUGCAGUCCAUCGACGGUUACGGAUGUAAGCAUGCUCAUCAUCAACAAAGCUGUGAUCACAGGCUGAUCAUUCUCACAGGCAUAGCUUCUCCAGAUCUCAUCGACUACCUCGCGAGCGUCAUCAAGGACGGCAUCGAAGUUGGUGCGACGGCCGAAGACAUACUGGACCACACGAUGCACCAAGUACAUAUUCUUCUCGAUGCCACCCUCAACCAGACGUUAAUCAAGGCAGGCGGCGAGACCUGGCAUGAGUGGUUGACCCUGCUCUCUGACCAGACCGGUCCGCUACCCUACCCUCUAAUUUCAUGGAUGGCAUUGGGCUCCAUCCUGCACAGAGUACUCACUUUUGACCUGGAUCCGAAGGCGACAGCAAUGCUAUGGAUACAUCUAGCUGUCGGUGUGCGAUUUAGAAAGGCCAUCACUAGCACUGUGUGCAUGGACAGGGCUCGGCGAUUACUUGGAGUCAACAGAGUCGUCUUCCACCUCGACGAGGCGAACAACAUACCCGUCCCCCAGUGGAUUCAGGACUUGGUCGCUCGAUUGUAUGAGGGACAGCACAAGGUUCACAUCGUAAGAAGCUCCAAUGCUCUUGAUUCCUCUGGCGGCGCUUACGUCAGUCCGAGCGGGAACUUGGGAGUCUACUCGGAUUACGUGUAA